Messenger RNA from Cornus florida, 762 nucleotides. RefSeq lists its product as uncharacterized. The coding region runs from base 1 to 429 and encodes 142 amino acids. The transcript is spliced from 3 exons. The record is from RefSeq and is a predicted model, not a curated record. NCBI's taxonomy places the organism in Eukaryota, Viridiplantae, Streptophyta, Magnoliopsida, Cornales, Cornaceae.
AUGGCGUCAUUGUUGAGCCCAGCAUUCGCAUACACGGUGGUUUACGUGAAAGACGUAGCCAAGUCCGUAGCUUUCUACGCCAAGGCAUUUGGCUACACCGUGCGUCGCUUGGACGAAUCCCACAGAUGGGGAGAGCUGGAGAGUGGGCAGACCACCAUAGCCUUCACACCUUUGCAUCAGCACGAGACGGAUGAUUUAACUGGUGCGGUUCGGAUCCCACGGUCCGGCAACGAGAGGGCCCCAGUUGAGAUUUGCUUCGCUUACCAAGAUGUUGAUGCUGCCUUCAAGAGGGCAGUGGAGAAUGGAGCAGUGCCGGUGAGGGAACCAGAGGAGAAAGAGUGGGGACAGAAGGUGGGUUACGUUCGUGACAUUGAUGGCAUUGUGGUGAGGAUGGGAAGCUAUGUCAACGAGCCACCAUCAUCCAAAUAAAAUGGACUCUCAUUAUGCUCCUUUUUUUUUUCUUUUUCGAGUCAACGUUUUUUUUUGUUGAAUUUGAUUGGUGAAUGUAAUAUAUAAAUGAGUUAAUUUGAAAACUCUAGCUUUUCAUGCUUGCAUCAUCGUUUAUCCAAUUCAUUUAACGUUGUGUUUGGAACCAUUUUCAUUUUUUAAAAGAAAAUGGAAUUUGAAAGGAUUUGAAGAAAUUAUUACUACAUUAUAAAAUUAGAGAAAUUUGUAAGGAAUUUGAUAAGUAAUUACUUUAGUUUACCAAAAUUACUCUCCUACAAAUUCCUUUCAACGUUUCAAGUCCUACAAACCAAUUCC